AUGGGAGAGUGCGGAAGUGCUGAAGGGCCAGGGACCAGGAAGAGUGGGCAGGAACCAGUGCCUGCUGGUGGGGCGCAAGAGGGACGCAGAGGCAGGACAGCAAGUAUCCCAAGCAGAGCAAAGCCAAGGCAGUUGGGAAGCAGUGUCGCUGGUCAGGCAGCCACUGUGUGCCAGGCCCAGGCCCCGCGGGGGCCGACUCCCCUUGCACAGAUGAGGGUGUGAGCCAGGCACUGCGCGACAGGAUUCGAACCCGGGCCGGCACAGCUCCAAUGCCAGGGUCCCCUCUGCCCCAGGGGUCCUGGCUGUGCCCGGGCACCGUCCCCACCCGUGCAGCUGACCAUGCUGCGCUGGCUCCUGCUGCUCCUGCCGCCCUUCCUGCUGCCGCUGCUCCUGCUGCUGCCGCCCGCCGUGGCGCUGCGCGGGUGCCUGGGCGCCAGGCUGGCCUGGCUCGUGGGCCUGCAGCAGCGUGUAGCCCUGGGCGCCCUGGGCUGGGCAGCCACCUGGCAGCGACGCAGGCUGGAUCACAGCACACGCCAUGCGGCCCGGAGCCAGGGGCAGGCCCUGGCGUGGUGUCUGCGGGGACCCAAGGGGGGCACAGACACGAGCGCCUUCCGGAAUCACCUCCCUCUGACCACGGCUAGCCAGGCCCAGGAGGAAGAAAAUGGGGGGCAGGACCAGCCCCUCACCUCAAGCCAGCACCCCCGGGAGGCUGCCCUGCAGGCCACCGUGCUGGGCCUGUCGGCCCUCAGCAAGGCCCACCCCGCCGCGCUGGCUCCGGGUGCCGCAGCCCGUGUGACCCCCACCUCCCCGUGGCCACGCCCGCUGCCCUGGCUUGGGCCCGUCCUGGGCCUAGCAGGCCCCCCUGGUGCAGAGGACCCCCAGGCCCUGCUGCUGGCCGCCCUGAGAUCCCCAGGGCUCAGGGCCCUGGAAGCUGGGACAGCCACAGAGCUCCUGGACGUCUUCACAGGCCUGGAGGCCCAGGGCGAAGAGCUGGCCGGGGCUAUAGCUACUGGGCACCUAGGGGCGCCUCUCCCGGGACGGGCAGCCGAGCUCCGGGCGGCCCUGGAGCAGGGGCCCCGGGGUCUGGCCCUGCGUCUGUGGCCGCAGCUGCAGGUGGUGGUGACUCUGGAUGCGGGCGGCCAGGCCGAGGCGGCGGCUGCCCUCGGGGCCUUAUGGUGCCAGGGCCUGGCCUUCUUCUCUCCGGCUUUCUCGGCCGCUGGAGGGCUGCUGGCCCUGAGUCUGUGGCCUGAUCAGCCCCGGGGCGUCUACCUUCUGCCCCCCGGACCCCCCUUCAUCGAGCUGCUGCCCGCCAAGGAGGGAACCCCGGAGGGCGACACCGGCACCCUCCUCCUGGCCGGAGCCCAGCAGGGCGAGGAGUACGAGCUGGUGCUCACCGACCACGCCAGCCUGACCAGGUGCCGCCUUGGUGAUGUGGUGCAGGUGGUUGGUGCCCAUAACCAGUGUCCGGUGGUCAGGUUCAUCUACAGGCGGGGCCAGGCCCUGAGCGUGCGGGGGGAAGUCACCGACGAGCGCAUGUUCUCGGAGGCCCUGGGCCGGGCCGUGGCGCAGUGGCCGGGCGCCAAGCUGCUGGACCACUGCUGCGUGGAGAGCAGCGUCCUGGACUCCUCCGAGGGCUCUGCUCCCCACUACGAGGUGUUCCUGGACCUGAGAGGGCUGAGGAACCUGUCGGAGGAAAAUCGAGAAAAACUGGACCUCUGCCUGCAGGACGCCUCCCCGAGCUACAAGUCCCUGCGCUUCCGGGGCAGCGUGGGCCCCGCCCAGGUGCACCUUGUGGCCCGGGGGGCCUUCAGCGCCCUCCGAGCUGCCCUGGCCGCCCGGCCCUCGUCCCCUGCUCUUCCCGCCAUGCCCCGCGUCCUGAGGCACAGGCGGCUGGCCCAGCUCCUGCGGAGCAGGGUGCUGUCCUGACUCGCUCCCCAGAAGCCCUGGGUCACUGGUCGUUGGGAGCAGCUGAAGCUGGAAAGUAAUGACGUGCGCAGAACGAAGCCAGCCCGAGGACACGGGAGCCCGAGGACACGGGAGCUCCUCAGAGCGGGGAAACAAGCCCUUGUCGCCUUUUAACUGAUUGCUGGGCAGCGAGGCGGAAAUUAAGCAACCUCUCGAGGGUAUAAAUAAAUGCUCUGCUGUCCUGGGGCAGCUCCCCGUGUCUGCUGAGGGGGGACCUCCACCUGGUCCCAGGUUUUUG
This is a messenger RNA of Chinchilla lanigera (long-tailed chinchilla), 2203 nucleotides long. RefSeq names its product GH3 domain containing (gene Ghdc). The transcript has 8 exons. Gene Ontology annotation, molecular function: acid-amino acid ligase activity. The coding region runs from base 340 to 1926 and encodes 528 amino acids. The record is from RefSeq and is a predicted model, not a curated record. Lineage: Eukaryota; Metazoa; Chordata; Mammalia; Rodentia; Chinchillidae. Gene Ontology annotation, cellular component: cytoplasm.